GCCAAAACCAGGCCCAGGGAGCACCCUGAGCCGCAAAAGCGGGCGCCCUCAGGCACCAUGAGCGGCCGAGUCGGGGACCUGAGCCCUCAGCAGCAGGAGGCCCUGGCCAGGUUCCAGGACAACCUCCAGGACCUGCUGCCCACCAUGCCCAAAGCUGACGACCACUUCCUCCUGCGCUGGCUGCGAGCUCAGAACUUCGACCUGAAGAAAUCCGAGGACAUGCUCCGGAAGCACCUCGAGUUCCGGAAGCAACAGGACCUGGACAACAUCCUCACGUGGCAGCCCUCAGAGGUGAUCCAGCGGUAUGACUCGGGCGGUCUGUGCGGCUACGACUACGAAGGCUGCCCCGUGUGGUUCGACAUCAUUGGGAGCCUGGACCCCAAGGGCCUCCUCCUGUCAGCCUCCAAGCAGGAGCUGAUCCGGAAACGCAUCAAGGUCUGUGAGCGGCUUUUGCAGGAGUGUGAGCUGCAGAGUCAGAAGCUGGGCAGGAAGAUCGAGACGGUGCUGAUGGUGUUUGACCUGGAGGGGCUGGGCCUGCAACACCUGUGGAAGCCAGCUGUGGAGGUCUACCAGCAGGUAAGGCAGGAAUGUUGGAGUGUGGCCUCAACCCGACUCUUCUUGACGUCACAGUUUUUCGCCAGCAUGGAAGCAAAUUAUCCUGAGACAGUGAAGAAUAUACUUAUUGUUCGAGCCCCCAAGCUCUUCCCUGUGGCCUUCAACUUGGUCAAGUCGUUCAUAACUGAGGAGACUCGACGGAAGAUAGUGAUUCUGGGCGGCAACUGGAAGCAAGAGCUGCCAAAGUUCAUCAGCCCCGACCAGCUACCUGUGGAAUUUGGGGGGACCUUGACCGACCCCGAUGGCAACCCCAAGUGCCUGACCAAGAUCAACUACGGAGGCCAAGUGCCCAAGAGCUACUACCUGCACAACCAGGUGAAGGUGCAGUAUGAGCACACGGCGACCGUGGGCCGCGGCUCCUCCCUGCAGGUGGAGUUUGAGAUUCUGUUCCCGGGCUGUGUGCUCAGGUGGCAGUUUGAAUCAGAGAGGGCGGACAUCGGCUUCGGCGUUUUCCUGAAGACCAAGCAGGGGCAGCGGCAGCGGGUGGGGGAGAUGACGGAGGUGCUGCCCAGCCAGCGCUACAACGCCCACCUGGUGCCCGAGGACGGGAGCCUCACCUGCCUCCAGGCCGGCGUCUACGUCCUGCGCUUCGACAACACCUACAGCCUGAUUCACGCCAAGAAGGUCAGCUACACCGUGGAGGUGCUGCUCCCCGACAGGGCCUCCCAGGAGAAACUCCAGGGUCUCGAGGCGACAAAACCAUCCCCGGCACAAUGAAGACCCUGCUGCCUCUGCGCCUGGGUUCUCCACCCCCCUCUGCACCCACUCCCUGUCCCCUGCCCGCCCAGGCAGGGUGCUGCUGGGGGCGACCCAGAGGGCACUCACCUCCCAUCGCCAUCUCAGCUCCUCCUGGCACACCUGGCCCAGGGGCCAAGCAGGAGGUGACACCCUGAGGAUCCCGACGGGCAUCUGAUUACCUGUCUGCAAAGGCGGGGGAUGAGAACCCGAGGAUGAACCAGCACCCACUGAGGAAGGAUUCUGCCUGCAGAGCUGCCCGAGUCCCUCCUGACAACGCCCACCUGUCCCAGGACCACCCCCACCUGGCGCCCGGCGUGGCGGCCUGAGCCCCAGGCCUUGCAGGGAGCACAGCUUCAGGCCCUAAGAGCAGGGAGGCCGCGCUCUCUGCCGGAGGCGGCUCAGCGGGGACGGGCAGGGCCAGCUGGAGGCUUGAGAGUCUGCACAGGAGCUCCGACGCCAUGAGGAGCAAACCAGCUAAAUGAUCAAAACGCUAGCGCCUGUGCGUGAGGCGCUCCUCGUCUGCCGGGGCGCAUGAGUGGUUUGGUAAGAAAAGAGACUGCUGUGCCUGCAUUAGGGAGAUGGCCCGGGGCUGGGUGUCAGGCAGAAACCACGGGACAUGGUGUUCCAGGGCUGCUCCCCCAUCUCAGAGCGGGCUUUCCCACCACCUGGUGGCCCUUCGCUGUCACCCUCCGUGCAGCCUCCCAGAUGCAGCCACAUCUGGAGAACCCCGGGGCGCUCGGGCAUCCCAGAGCCAUUUCCGCUGCCCUUGGCAGGCUAGAGAGGGCACCGUGACCGGGGUUGGGGGGACCCUUUGCCAGGUUUUGCUGGGCCCACCUGUUGCUAUGACAGAGGCUCACAAUAGGUGACUUCCACCUUCACAAUCCCCUGCCUAAAAUCAAGCGGUUUAGCCCAGCUGUGGUGGCUCAGGGGUUGAGCAUUGACUUAUAAACCAGGAGGUCACGGUUCGAUUCCUGGUCAGGGCACAGGCCUGGGUUGCGGGCUCGAUCCCCAGUGUAGGG
This is a messenger RNA of Myotis myotis, 2372 nucleotides long. Its product is annotated as SEC14-like protein 4. The record is from RefSeq and is a predicted model, not a curated record. The coding region runs from base 58 to 1332 and encodes 424 amino acids. Lineage: Eukaryota; Metazoa; Chordata; Mammalia; Chiroptera; Vespertilionidae. The transcript is spliced from 12 exons. Gene Ontology annotation, cellular component: cytoplasm.